Messenger RNA from Helobdella robusta, 1089 nucleotides. RefSeq lists its product as hypothetical. The coding region runs from base 1 to 1089 and encodes 362 amino acids. NCBI's taxonomy places the organism in Eukaryota, Metazoa, Annelida, Clitellata, Rhynchobdellida, Glossiphoniidae. Gene Ontology annotation, molecular function: protein dimerization activity. The transcript is spliced from 2 exons. The record is from RefSeq and is a predicted model, not a curated record.
AUGAUUGCCAAUAAAUUUUUUGGGACGGCCAGUUUGCUUUUAUCCAGUUUUGCCUUGUACAAAUUUUUUUAUUACGUGAGUGGUGAUGUUAUUUUUGGAAACGGCUCGUACACUGUGUUAACGAGAUCCUGUCCGACCGACAUUUGGAAUCAGUUUCUCUGGAAGUUUUUAUUUUUGGCAGGUUUUAUUGUACAGAAAACCAAUUAUUUUCAAAAAUUUCUUAAUUACUUUUUGGAUAUUUUUAAUCUGGAAAAAUCAUUAAGAGCCGUCAAUUUGCUCAUCACGUCAUCCCUGAUUCUGCUAAAUUUAUUCUAUGGACAAAUUUUUAAAGAUGAUUUUUUUGUUUGGAAUCAUCUUUGUGUGGAAAAGCAUGCUGAGCUGAUAAAUUUCGCACUUCGCUGCUUUCACAUCACGUCAUGGGUGCUCAUCGCACUGGCCAUCUUAGGUCUUGAUGUCUUCACUUACGUUGGGUUCAUUUCCGUGAAUCAGAAUGACGAGGACGAGAACUACCACAUGCGUCUAACAAGACAAAAAAAUGCAUCUGUCAGUGGAAAACCAAAUUAUAAGUUUCCAGGGAUCCUAUUGGUGAUGCUGAUGUUUUGGUUGGUGCCAGGAUGGAAAACUUGCUACGGAAUCGUUGGAGGAAAUGACGUCAUGCUAGCGGUAUUCUAUACUAUACGGAAUUCUAUACUAUACGGAAUUCUAUACUAUACGGAAUUCUAUACUAUACGGAAUUCUAUACUAUACGGAAUUCUAUACUAUUCUAUACUAUACGGAAUUCUAUACUAUACGGAAUUCUAUACUAUACGGAAUUCUAUACUAUACGGAAUUCUAUACUAUACGGAAUUCUAUACUAUUCUAUACUAUACGGAAUUCUAUACUAUUCUAUACUAUACGGAAUUCAAUACUAUUCUAUACUGUACGGAAUUCUAUACUAUUCUACACUAUAUCCCUUCAACUUCCACACCAAAAGAACAAGCUUUUUCAAAAUCUGGAAAGCUUGUAGAUAUAAAAAGAAAUGAUUGCGAGAUAGCUCAAAUUGAAGGUUGUGUGUGUUUAAAUGAUUGGAUGGAAUUAAUUAGCAAAUAA